Molecule: messenger RNA, 1324 nt
Organism: Styela clava
Lineage: Eukaryota; Metazoa; Chordata; Ascidiacea; Stolidobranchia; Styelidae
Source: RefSeq, a predicted model, not a curated record
UUCAAUUUCAUUUCGAGUCCUUCAUUGUGUCUUUCGCGCCAUCGAUUAUCUUUCGAUAAUGCUCACUAGAAUACAGUGCCCAGGCGUUUAAUAUGAAAAUCAUAUGUGCUGGUUUCUGGAAAACCGGCACAAAAAGUUUGGCGGAGGCUUUGACAAUACUUGGGUACAAAGUAUAUGACUAUGAUUAUCAACUGUUCGAAUUUCCUGAGCUGUGGAAUAAGUUAUUUGACGGGACAACUACUGACGAUGAAAUUCGCGAAGAAUUAAAGGAUGUUGACGCUAUCAUUGAUGGACCUGCAAUUGCAUUUUGGGAAGACAUAUCGAGUGCGGUUCCAGAAGCAAAGGUAAUCUUGACGACAAGAGAUGAAGAUAAAUGGUACAAUAGUUUACUCGGAAUGGUGAAUAAAACUCCAGCGAUUUUGAGAUAUUCCUACCCUUUAAUAUUCUUGACACCAACAGGAAGAAAAUUUCUUGGAACUGGUUUGCGAGUCUGGUUCUAUUGCUUUGGUGGCGGCAGUCCUAUGUUUAUGACGAAAAAUCCAGGACUACACAAGCGUAAAUUUCGUCAACACAACUGUUACGUUACUUCUUCCGUUCCAAAGGAAAAGCUUCUAGUUCUCAAUGUUGGAAGCGGGUGGGAACCUUUGUGCAAAUUUCUCGGAAAAGAUAUCCCAGAUAUUCCAUAUCCACACAAAAAUAAGGACGCCUCACAUCAUACAACUGAAGGAGGUCCUCAGCACCCUAAAAUCAAGCAAUUAAUGCUAGAGUUCAUGCUUGUAUUGGGUAUAUUUGUAAUACUCGUUUCUUACAUUUUUUACUUUCUAUAUAUUUACAUUUGCACAUGAAAAAGUUAAUUCAAGACUACCGGAAAAGCAUGACCGCCUGCACGCACAUAAAGAGAGCGGACGCAGGACGAGUUUACAUAGUUGGAGUUAAUGAAGUGUACUGGGCUCUUUCAGCAUUACGACCGGGGCUGGGAAGUUGUAUGGAAUCACAGCGACUCCAGCUCCAGCCACAAUGUACUCAAACUAUGGCUCUAUCUCCAGAGCUUUAUUUAUCCGUUUGCGCAAGGCUUCGGUUCCGGCUCCAUAGCCAUUGUAGUUUUUAACCACUAGCAUGGAAAAUCAGUCCGAAAUGCAAUCCGCGGAAGCUGGACUCAAAAGUGUGAUACAAGGGUUUUUCAUUUUAAAAUUAAUAUUAGAAAGAGCGAUGCUCAAAUAUAUGGACACGAAAAUCAAAGAGAAGAAGUAGUCGUCUACCUUAUAUUUUACAGUACCGGUACCGCCAAAGAACUUCCGACAUUCGCGUCGCACGAGAGAAGCUG